Molecule: messenger RNA, 2890 nt
Organism: Eleginops maclovinus (Patagonian blennie)
Lineage: Eukaryota; Metazoa; Chordata; Actinopteri; Perciformes; Eleginopidae
Gene: nkain1
Product: sodium/potassium transporting ATPase interacting 1
Exons: 8
Coding region: 536-1159 (207 amino acids)
Biological process (GO): regulation of sodium ion transport
Source: RefSeq, a predicted model, not a curated record
UCUCUCUCUCUCAACCCCUCGUUUCUCUCUCUCUCCCCCCGGCUCCUCCUGCGCCCGCCCCGGCACGGAUUGUUGACAAAAGACGCUGCGAGACGGAGCUCGGAGCCCGGUGCUGGUGAACAGAUCCGCCCGGUAACUAGUUCCAGUUACAGGAGACGGAGGUUGGGACGACUGGGGUUAAAGGGGGACACAAGGACUCUUCCACUCCUAGAAAACCGUGUGGCCGAGGUGAUUCGGUUGUCGGUUGUGGUCGGACCGCAGCAGGCCGGUGUGAAGUGACGCCCCCCCCCUCCUCUUCCUCUUCCUCUCUACUCGUAAUUGGUAUUUACCGACAACAAAAACAGCUGCCAAGAUGGGUCACUCGCUGUGAGACGAAGGGCCACACCGACGCUACAGGAGGUAGCGGCGGCCUUAGGCAGGUCUAUUCAGCCGGGAAUGGUGUGAGCUGAGACCACCAGGCAGUCUGGAUCUGACCGGCGACCCGUCCUUCCCCCGGAGCCUCCGGGGCUCCAAGCCUCGUCCUGAGCCCUCCAAGAUGGGGAAGUGCGACGGACGAUGCACGCUGCUGGUGAUAUGUUCACUGCAGUUGGUGGCGGCCCUCCAGAGGCAGGUGUUUGAUUUUAUGGGCUAUCAAUGGGCUCCCAUCCUGGCCAACUUCCUGCACAUAAUGGCCGUUAUCCUGGGAAUGUUCGGCACUGUGCAGUUUCGCUUCAGAUACCUUAUCUUUUAUGCAGUAUGGCUGGUCCUUUGGGUGGGCUGGAACUCGUUCAUAAUCUGUUUCUACCUGGAGGUUGGAAACCUGUCUCAGGACAGGGACUUUCUCAUGACGUUUAACACAUCCCUUCAUCGCUCGUGGUGGAUGGAGCAUGGUCCUGGUUGCCUGGUGACGCCAGUGCUGGACUCCAACAUGGCCCCAGACGACCACCAUGUCAUCACUGUUUCCGGGUGUCUCCUCGACUACCAGUACAUAGAGGUUUUGAGUUCGGCCUUUCAGGUCCUAUUGGCUCUCUUUGGCUUUGUCUACGCCUGCUACGUGAGCAAAGUCUUCCAGGAUGACGAGGACAGCUUUGAUUUCAUAGGUGGCUUUGACUCGUAUGGCUACCAGCCUCCUCAGAAGUCUUCCCAUCUGCAACUGCAGCCUCUUUACACGGCUGGUUAACCAUUGGUAGCGCCCCCUUCAGGCAUAACCCUGACGGUGUCACUGUGGAUGGAAAGCGGCGGUGCCUCGAUAACACUCACUCUGUGUGUCACAGUUUACUGGAAGAAUGGACUUACCCCAACCAGAGGGAGAGACGUCUGUGCGUGAAUGCAUGUGUGCUUGUGUCAGAGAAAGAGAAAUACAGCCCUGAAUAGAAUGUACAGAACUCAGGGAAGAACCAGCAUGCCAGGUGGUAUGAUAAGAUGAAGGAGGAAGAAGAAAAGGAGGAGGUACAGAUAACAAGAGCUGGGAAAACCUCUGUCAGGACACACUUCACUAAACUGCCAGCUCUCACCACUUUCACAACUGUGUGUAUGUUUGUGUGUGAUUGUGUAACACCACAGGACGAGCUGGUGCUUUGUGGUUGCACCCUGGACUCUUACCACUUGGUGUCCCUGUGAAUUAUUUUUGGGGGUGCUUAUUUGUGUGUGUGAAGGGGGGGUUGGGCGGGUACGUGGGUGGGGUCACAAUAAAAAGAGGCACGGCUCUUACCUGUUGUCGUAUUAGAACGUGGUGAAGUCAAACUAGAGCAGUCUUACGAUUCCCAUUCCCAAAGCCAUCUUUACCUCCCGCGCUGUUAAAACCACUGAUUACAUUCAAGCUUCUUACCUUACCCACCUGGCCUGCUGCGGUAGUGAAACAGAGCAGGUGGAGCCGAGAGGAUAAACUGCUCAUAGGAUCAGGCUGGUGAUAUUUUAUACAUUUUAUUAUUGACCAAAACCAUUAGAUCCGUUCAUCACUCUCUCAAAACGUUUCACACUUUCUCAGCUUGUGGCUCAUAGGACUGAGCCUGUUCUUGGAGGCGCACAUGGUUAAAAAGAGAGUCACAGAAUUUGACUAACACCUAAAGUGAAUACUUUACUGAAACAGAUUUUCACUGAAGCCAUUAGUUUUACAAUUUACUGUUGACACGAACCAGCAUAUUUAAAAUGAUGAAAACCUAAUAUCCUGUGAACAAAGGAUAAUACCUUGUCGGCAGUUGUGAGGCCUUGUGUUUUUUUUUAAUGUAUCAGUUAAUCUGAUUGCCUUUUAGCUAUUUAUUAUUUAUAUAGUGUUUUUGUACAAACAAACUUUCUCCACCUUCCUUUUUUAAGUGAAAUGUAUUCACCCAAAAAUAGAAAACGCACAAUAAACAAAAUCAUUAACACUUUUUUCUUCUUCUGUUGGACACAGUCAUAAUAUUGUUAUCAAGUUAUUAUUAUCGUGUAGUCAUAACAUCAUGGAAGCCCUAAUUUAAGCACGGUUCUAUUUACAGCUGCACAUGUGCUGCGCUGUCGAGUAUUUACAGCAGCAGGGCUCUGGUUUGUGGGAUCAUCUCAAAAUAAACUACAGUGCCUAGAUUCAUCAGUAUGAAGGAACAUAUCACCCAGUGCAGCAGUGUGGCUCUCACUGAUGUAAUGUUCAAAUGUUAUUUUUUAAAGUUAUGUUACAACAAUGGAUCACAGAGGAGUGAGAUAUAUCAGGCUCACACUUCUAGUCAAUGGGAUCUUUUCAUUGUUGGUUUUGGUGGUUCAUGCAAUUUGUUGACAGUGAGAUAAACAAUAUCACCAGACUAAUCCUUCAAAGUUCAGUAGAAAAAUCUAGUCAAAUGUCCAGGAUAUUUUGUUUUCAGGAAAAUAAACUCAGCCUACUGUUCAUGUAAUGCUGAAGCUUAGGGAUGCAGAUGGCUUUGGGAUCAGGCAUUAGUGUGUC